This is a messenger RNA of Rhineura floridana, 1866 nucleotides long. It is a transcript of the gene ACTR10, whose product is annotated as actin related protein 10. The transcript has 13 exons. The record is from RefSeq and is a predicted model, not a curated record. Lineage: Eukaryota; Metazoa; Chordata; Lepidosauria; Squamata; Rhineuridae. Gene Ontology annotation, biological process: retrograde axonal transport of mitochondrion. Bases 223 to 1476 code for a protein of 417 amino acids.
CGGCGAGCAGGCGCUGAGUAGGACAGCCCUGGAGGUGAGCGACUCACGUGCCGGCUGACGGAGAAGGCCCCUGCCUGGCUCUUCCUGGCCAUUCAGCGCAGCGCGCCACUCGCUAAGGGAAGUCCCCCGUUUCCUUGCCAACUUGCUUUCUUCGGGGUUUUGAGUCGUCAGCCGUCCCUGUCUUCAUCUUCGUCCGAGGCAGGGCCUGCUGCCGCUGCAGUAAUGCCGCUUUACGAGGGUCUCGGGAGCGGCGGCGAGAAAACCGCGGUGGUGAUCGACCUGGGCGCGGCCUUCACCAAAUGUGGCUUUGCAGGAGAAACAGGACCAAGAUGUGUUAUUCCUAGCGAAAUAAAGAAACCUGGCAUUUCAAAGCCUGUCAAAGUCGUCCAAUACAACAUUAACACAGAAGAGUUGUAUUCAUAUCUGAAGGAGUUCAUCCACAUGCUUUAUUUCAGGCACUUGCUGGUAAACCCCCGAGACCGUCGCGUUGUGAUUGUGGAGUCUGUGCUUUGCCCUUCCCAUUUCAGGGAGACGCUCACGAAGGUUCUGUUCAAAUAUUUUGAGGUGCCUUCGGUGCUAUUUGCCCCAAGCCACUUGAUGUCUCUUCUGACCCUUGGGAUUAAUUCUGCGAUGGUCUUGGAUUGUGGCUAUACAGAAAGUUUGGUGCUACCUAUCUAUGAAGGAAUUCCAGUCCUGAACUGCUGGGGUGCCCUUCCUUUGGGAGGAAAAGCUAUUCACAAAGAGCUGGAGUAUCAACUUCUGGAGCAAAGCACUGUGGAUACAGGGGCCACCAAAGGACAGAGCCUUCCCUCGGUGAUGGGCUCUGUUCCAGAAGACAUUGUAGAAGACAUAAAAGUUCGUAUUUGUUUUGUGAGCGACCUCCAGCGGGGACUGAAAAUCCAGGCAGCAAAGUUCAAUCUAGAUGGCAGUGCUGAGCGUCCCACUCCGCCUCCAGAUGUAGACUAUCCACUGGAUGGAGAGAAGAUUUUGCAUGUGAAUGGAGCAAUCAGGGAUUCUGUUGUCGAAAUACUCUUUGAGCAGGACAAUGAAGAAAAAUCAGUGGCCACUUUAAUAUUGGAUUCACUGAUCGAGUGCCCAAUAGACACCAGGAAACAAUUAGCUGAGAACUUGUUGGUGAUUGGCGGCACCGCCAUGUUGCCAGGAUUCCUGCACAGGUUGAUGGCGGAAAUCAGAUACCUGGUGGAGAAACCCAAGUACAAGGAGAUGCUGGCGUCCAAGACCUUCCGCGUCCACACUCCACCUGCCAAGUCCAACUGUGUGGCAUGGCUAGGAGGAGCCAUUUUUGGAGCACUCCAGGACAUCCUUGGGAGUCGUUCGGUAUCGAAGGAAUACUACAACCAGACAGGCCGUAUCCCCGACUGGUGCUGCCUUAAUAACCCUCCUUUGGAAAUGAUGUUUGAUGUUGGAAAAACACCCCCACCUCUGAUGAAAAGGGCCUUUUCCACUGAGAAAUAGGAGUCUGCCUGAGAUGUGUGUUUUGUUCGCAUUGUGACACCCCCUUUUUGUCCCUUUCUUUUCCUGAUGUCAGACUGAUGAAGCUGAAAGCGCACUUUCUGGCAAGCCAGCAAGGUUGAGUUCUGGAGUAGCUGACAAGCCAUCUGCCACUUCUGUCGCCCGGGAGUCUGCUUCCCUAGCUGAAGAUGAUACCCCAGUGAUAGCGUCUUAUUUAUAUGUACAGUCAUUAACAACUGCUCAAGCCUCUGACCUUUAUUGUUGUUAUUUGAAGCAUUUUAAAACUGCUUGGAACCUGAAACUGUCCCUGCAGCGUUCUCUGCUAAACUCAAUAGUAAUGUUUUAUUUCACACUAGCUGCUGAUUAAAACAUUAAUAUAUAUAUAUACACACA